AUGACACGAAGCAUUGCAUCCCUCCCUCUGCGUCACCAGCACUCAUCCGCUUCGCUGCUCUCUGCCUCGACCGCGAUGGACCCUCCUUCUCCCGCGCCGGCGCGAGAGCUCUCCAGGGAGGCACAGUGCUUCAUCCUCGCUGAGAUGGAUCGCGCCCCAAGGAGCGAGAACAAGGUAUGCAGGGGCUGCAUGUUGGGUCUGUCCCCUCAACAGCAGGAAAACGCCGUCAGGGCAGAGUCCGGCCAAGACUACAAGCUUCUUGACCGCCCGUCCUGCAAGAUCUGCCAUCUCAGGUCUUUGGAGCCCGAGGCCUUCACCAAGCCAUUUAUUCAGUUCUUGACUGAGAACCCUACUGUUUUCCACGCCGUAGAGUACUUCAAGGAGAAGCUGGCUGCUGUUGGCUUCACCGAGCUGCCCACUCGGGAUGACUGGUCUGGUCAGAUCAAAGCUGGCGGCAAAUACUACGUUACGCGUAAUGGUAGUACCCUCGCAGCGUUCGUAGUUGGCGAGGCCUACAAGCCUGGAAAUGGCGUGGCUAUCAUCGGAGGCCACAUAGACGCGUUGACCGCCAAGCUGAAGCCCGUCAGCAAGAAGCCCACGAAAGCAGGGUACUUGCAGCUGGGUGUUGCCCCGUACGCCGGGGCCCUUAAUGAGACCUGGUGGGACAGAGAUCUUUCUAUUGGGGGUCGCGUGAUUCUUCGCGACGCGGAGACGGGCAAGACCACAAGCAAGCUGGUCAAGUUGGGCUGGCCGAUCGCCAAGGUCCCAACCUUGGCCCCUCAUUUUGGUGUCGGGAUGGUAGGUGCGCAGAACAAGGAGACGCAAGCUGUCCCCGUUAUCGGCCUCGAGUCCGCCUCGCCGGAAGAGGCUCUUGGUGAGGCGGGCACUUUUAUAUCCUCCCAGCCUCCCAAGCUGGUGAAGCUCAUUGCCUCGGAGCUGGGUAUCAAGUCCCAGAACUACAGCAGUAUCAUCAACUGGGAGCUCGAGCUGUUCGACUUCCAGCCUGCCACCGUCGCCGGUCUGAAUAAGGAAUUCAUCUCUGCGGGACGCAUCGAUGACAAGCUCUGCUCAUGGGCUGCGCUCACUGGUCUCCUCUACGGGGACCACGCGCCGUCCGAUAGUGGAAUUAAGCUUGUGGCCCUUUUUGACGAUGAGGAGAUUGGCAGCUUGCUUCGACAGGGUGCCAAAGGCAAUUUCCUACCUUCGGUGAUUGAGCGCACGGUUGAGUCGCUCUCUUCCAGCGCAGGCAAGACUUUUGGCCCGGGUAUCGUAGGUCAGACCUAUGCUCGCUCGUUCCUCGUUUCCUCCGACGUUACGCACGCUGCGAACCCGAAUUUCCUGGAGCGGUACGAGGCGGACCAUGCUCCCCUGCUGAACGUUGGCGUGACGAUCUGCGCGGACAGCAAUGGACAUAUGACGACAGACAGCAUCAGCACAGCCAUCUGCAGUCGCGUGGCCGAGCUGAGUGGAACCAAGAACCAGCGUUUCAUGAUUAGAAAUGACUCCAGAUCAGGCGGUACCAUCGGGCCAAGUCUCAGCUCUAUGUUGGGCGUGAGGGCUGUUGACGCCGGGCUGCCGCAGCUUUCCAUGCACUCUAUUAGGGCCACCACAGGCGCCUUGGACCCAGGUCUGGGUGUGAAGUGGUUCAGGGGCUUUUUGGACAACUGGGCGAAGAUCGACGCCGAAUGGGAUAAUUAA
Messenger RNA from Diaporthe amygdali, 1698 nucleotides. RefSeq lists its product as uncharacterized. Lineage: Eukaryota; Fungi; Ascomycota; Sordariomycetes; Diaporthales; Diaporthaceae. Gene Ontology annotation, cellular component: fungal-type vacuole. The transcript is spliced from 3 exons. Gene Ontology annotation, molecular function: metalloaminopeptidase activity; zinc ion binding. The coding region runs from base 1 to 1698 and encodes 565 amino acids. The record is from RefSeq and is a predicted model, not a curated record. Gene Ontology annotation, biological process: proteolysis.